AUGGCUCCUGGGAGCAUUGCCUCCAGUGACAUCUCAACCUCCUCAACCUCCUCAACUUCUACAGAGGGGUCAUCCGUGGUGUCUGAGUCUGAAAAGCCAGGCCCGAGCCGUGGCGUCGUCAGAGUGGGGCGCCGUCACCCGCCCGUGCUGCGCAUGGUUCUGGAGGCGCUGCAGGCGGGAGAGCAGCGCCGGGGCACCUCGGUGGCCGCCAUCAAGGUUUACAUCCUGCAGAAGUACCCGACGGUGGAUGUCAUCCGGCUCAAGUACCUGCUGAAGCAGGCCCUGGCCACUGGCAUGCACCGCGGCCUCCUUGUCAGGCCCACCAACUCCAAGGCCAAGGGGGCCACCGGCAGCUUCAAAUUGGUUCCCAAGCAUAAAAGGAAAGUUCAACCCAGGAAGACCUCCACCAUGACUGCUCCCAGGAGACCCGGUGAGGGCAAGGAGAAGGUCCCCAAGAAGCCAAAGGAGGCAAAGAAGGACCCUCCCAAUCUAGACAAGGUGAAAAGGGGACCCAGGAAGCCAGGAGAGGCGAGGACUGCUCCUCCCAAACCAGGUACAGCCAAGGAGAAGUCUCCCAAGAAAGGCAGCCAGACCAAAAACCAAGAGGCAAGAGUGAGUGAGGCCAGGAAGGUCUCCCAACAGCCAGACAAGGCCACGCAGGCCCUUCCCAGGGCCAUGGGGCCCAGUGGGAAGUCAAAGGUCAAAGGCAGGAGGAAUAGCCAAGGUAGGUGUAAAACAAAAGCUGGGAGUCAGAAUUCAAAAUCCACCAUCCCCAAGGGCACAAAUGGUGCUGCUUCUCCAGCCAAGAAAGAAAACCGUGUCCCUAAAGAAGUCAUUGCCCAUGCGGCCAAGGAGGGACCUAAAGCCAAGGCUGCUGCUGCUCCAAAUGGUGGCAGGUCUAAGACGCUGCCUGAACACCUGGCCAGGAAGACCGAGGCCCCCAGGGGCCCUAGGAAGGCUGGCAUACCCACCAAGUCCUCCUCAUCCAAACUGGCCAGUAGGAAGGCAGGGACUGAGAGCUAG
This is a messenger RNA of Nyctereutes procyonoides (raccoon dog), 1023 nucleotides long. Its product is annotated as histone H1.8. Lineage: Eukaryota; Metazoa; Chordata; Mammalia; Carnivora; Canidae. Gene Ontology annotation, cellular component: nucleosome. The transcript has 5 exons. The record is from RefSeq and is a predicted model, not a curated record. The coding region runs from base 1 to 1023 and encodes 340 amino acids. Gene Ontology annotation, molecular function: DNA binding. Gene Ontology annotation, biological process: nucleosome assembly.